GUUUCGGAGUUUUUGCCAUGAUUGUGGUGGGUUUGUUAUGUUGAAUGACAUAUUUAUCACUAGAGGGUUGCGGGAUUGUUGCGUUGGACGAAGGUGCAUAAAAUCCCCAGCGGGGCAUAGCGACCACUUGUGCAGGUCCUAAUCCCAAAUUAGGUUAGCGGCAUCUCGCCCACCUCGCUCUGGCUAAUAUUUGGAACUUUCCCCGUCAUUCCUAGCUUCAACUCUCUCGCCAACAACUUCAGCAUCAACAUCAAGCUCAUCUCAGUGCUCGACCUCCCCCACAUGCCAGAAUUUCACUGUGUCAUUUACUAUCCAUGCUUCACUGCUGACACUACAUAUCUACAAGCCCCGAACAUGCGGAUAGCUAGUGACUUCUCUGGUCAACCACUGUGACAGCCCGAUGCCUCCUUUUCGACAGCAUCUGGUGCCUUCCUCUUGCCUCGCUCAUGAAAUAUGCCCGGCCCUUCGGAUUUCUCCUCCCACCGUCGUCUCCACCACCUUUAUACUACACUGCGGAAAGAUAACUCUCGCGAUGACCGAUUCGGCGAAUGGAUACCUGACCGAUCGACUAUAGCGUACUUUGCAGUAUUAGUGCUCUUGGGCUACUGCAUCUUCAAAUACCUCGAUCUCAUUAUUUCAACGCUCCUGCAAACCUCCUGGAACCUCAUCGUCUUCCUUACUCCCUCACGCAUUAUAUUAGCUUUAGAUAAGGAAUUUGCUUCUAGACCGGAUUCUGAGUUGGACGCACCCCCCUCUUGGACACGGAGAACUAGACACGCCGCAAAAAGCGCCGCAAUGCAGAGGAUCCUAGGCUUGGAUGCGAAUUCACUUCUCACAUCCCUACCUCGGGGAAGGAGUCUCUCGGGAAUAGGACAGGCCUUUUUGGGGCUGAAGGAACCUUGCCCCCCCGGACUUGGCAAUUGGGAUAACUCCUGUUAUCAAAAUAGCAUCAUUCAGGGAUUUGCAUCGCUUCGUGCUUUAGAUAAAUUUUUGGAAGGAAAUCUCCGCGAGUUAGGCGAUCGCGACCCCUUUUGCACUCAUACCGCUCUAAAGGACAUCAUUGACAAACUGAAUAACCCCUCAUACGGAGGCCGAAAACUAUGGACGCCUCCGGAAUUGAAGUCGAUGAGCAGUUGGCAACAGCAAGAUGCGCAAGAAUAUUUUUCUAAAGUGAUUGAUCAAGUGGAUAAAGAAAUUCGCCGAGCUUCUAAGGGCCUAACAAGCGACGCUGGCCUCAGGUUUGUUGAUACGGAACGGAAUAGCCAUAAGGUUGGCCCUUUUCCAGCCUAUGAAAGGAGGCAGGUCAACGACGAACUCAAGGCUCCUGGGUACGGAGAGUACACGUGCACUUUCCGCAACCCACUCGAGGGCCUCCUCGCUCAACGCGUUGGAUGUAUGCGAUGUGGAUGGACAGAGGGACUUUCAAUUAUUCCUUUUAACUGCCUCACGGUGUCGCUAGGCCCCAACUGGGAGUAUGAUAUUCGAGAUUGCUUGGACGAAUAUACACAUUUGGAAGCUAUUGAUGGUGUUGAAUGUGCUAAAUGUACACUUCUACGAACCCAACGUCAGCUGGAGCAGCUCUUGAAACAGAUUGAUUCAGAUGCGGAGCUUGAUGAAGGAGCCAGCAUUCCUCGGCUGGCGGAUGCUUUACGAAGUUCUGCUGAAACGAGAUUAAAAGUCGUCCAGGAAGCGCUUGAGAAUGAAGACUUCUCUGAAAAGACUUUAUCUGAGAAGUGCCAUAUUCCCGCCCGGAAUCGUGUUUCGUCUACAAAAUCAAGACAAGCAGUCAUUGCAAGAGCACCCAAGUCUCUUGUUAUCCACGUGAACCGGAGUGUAUUCAACGAAACGACCGGCAUGCUCCGGAAAAACUAUGCUGAUGUAAGGUUCCCAAAGAUUUUGGAUCUGGGUGAAUGGUGUUUGGGGUCGAAAUCGGCGGGGGAACACGGCGAGGUCAUAGAGUCCUGGUGCAUGAAACCUUCAGAGUCCAUGCUCUCUCGCCCUGGAACCAACCCAGACAUUCCUCACAGGGGCUACGAGCUGCGGGCAGUGAUAACUCAUUACGGGCGACACGAGAAUGGGCAUUACAUUUGUUAUAGAAAGUAUUCUGUCGAGUCGUUCCCGGCUACUGUUCCCCAGGCUGUUGUAGAUGCGGAUGGGGAGAAGGAGGCCACGGAACGCUGGUUCAGGCUCAGUGACGCAGAUGUCAGUGUAGUCAGUGAGAGCAAUGUGCUUUCUCAGGGGGGUGUAUUUAUGUUGUUUUACGAGUGUAUCGAUGAACAUCGUGAGAUAGCGACCGAGUCUAUGGAUGAGAAACGACCUGGGCAGGAAGACAUUCCCUUGCAGGAAAUUUCGUUCAAUUCUCAAGGAGCAGAUUCAGGGUUUGGUGGUACCCUACGCUCCCGAAACGUUGUUGCGGAUAAGUUAGAUAAGAUGGAAAAUCGACCAGACUCAUCAGGAACAUCGACUGGCUCUGUGGCUGGCCAUUAUUCGCCGAAUUCUGACGUCUCUGAUACAUCUACCGCAUCGUCAUUCUCCUGUGAAAACGGCUCUCCUGGGACAGAUAAAAUCCAGCCUGCCCCAGCAAUGAAGACGGCCGUGACACCAUUCGAAAACACCCAGGAGACCUGUUCCAAUGUGAACCCUGGCCCUUCGAUGGUCAAGGCAUGAUAACUAGUCAUGAGAACACGUCCCGUUUACAUAUGCUAGUCUAUUACUCGGAGUUCUAAAUCUGCCAUUAACUACUUGAGGCUUAUAGGCUCCAGCGGUUGGAUCGAUUUACGAUUUCUACGGGUUGUAUUUUAUUCAAGAGGUUCCGGUAGAAUUCCUUACCAUUGUUUCCCUUUUUUACAGGUGUUAACAACGUGCGAUGGAAUAGAGGUCCGACGCCGUAUUCAUUCGCUUAUAGGCAUUGGUUUGGCGUCUUGAUUCUUGUUGUCUUUUUCCCUUUUUUUUUAGUCCGGUUGGCCGGGGCGCAUGGAUGCGACCAUCUUACACGGACACUUGCUGGAUAUAGGCCAGUCGGUGUCUCCUUUUACGAUACAUGGCCACUACCACCUACGUUGGUUUUUUUCAGAACGUGAGCGGAGUAUGUGCUGUAUAAACAGUGUCUUUGUAUACCCUUAGUAGUUAAUUCAUAUACCAUUAAUUAUGCUAUCUACGGAUGUCUCUUGCUUCAAAUAAAAUAUGUUACCGAUAUCAUCCUGAACGCCUUCGCCGGGAACAUCUCGAGAAUUAAACCCUUCAACCGUAGGAAUUACC
Molecule: messenger RNA, 3258 nt
Organism: Blastomyces gilchristii SLH14081
Lineage: Eukaryota; Fungi; Ascomycota; Eurotiomycetes; Onygenales; Ajellomycetaceae
Product: ubiquitin thiolesterase
Exons: 1
Coding region: 454-2667 (737 amino acids)
Biological process (GO): protein deubiquitination
Cellular component (GO): cytosol; nucleus
Molecular function (GO): cysteine-type deubiquitinase activity; cysteine-type endopeptidase activity
Source: RefSeq, a predicted model, not a curated record